Messenger RNA from Chara braunii, 1372 nucleotides. NCBI's taxonomy places the organism in Eukaryota, Viridiplantae, Streptophyta, Charophyceae, Charales, Characeae. The record is from the annotation of a GenBank genome assembly.
CGGUAGGAAGACAGCCUCGUGGUGGUAAACACCAUGGCGUCCACGAGCAGACGACGAGGACCCGCGGCAUACCCACCCUUCGAGCCUCUUCCUGAUUGGAAACAAGAGGACUUAAAGCGUUCACAUGCGGUUUGGCACUGGGUGGUUAAAGGUCAGGAGUGGGGUGUGGUGGGGGGUGGAAACUUCCUCAAGCGUUGCCGCCUAUGCGACGAGGUGUUUCCCGGUUCAUGAUCGAAGGGCAGUGGAACACUUCACGAAAACGAAGGUGCAUUGCCCUCGACGGACGACUGAGAUACUAUGGCGCUUGCAGCGCCACGGAGCACAACUUCGGGAUUCUUUGUCGCAGAGGUUGGCCACGGAGUAUGCAGAUGCGAUGGAGGAGGAACUGGCCGUGGAGGAUCUGGUUGGACGUGGCACUGUUGCGCUCGCUGAUGCGGCCGCCACGCAGACACAAACCAAUGGAGGAGAGGACGGGAGAGGUGCUACAGGGCCACAUGGUGGGCAACAAGACUAUCCUGCCAGAGAUGUCGCGGAUGAUGUUCGUGAGCGUUUGCGAGCGCUCGUCGGUAUGGGGGAUGGAGGUGACGAGAGGGGGGCGAGAGGGACUCAUACCACAUCGACGGCCUCCACACAGGUCGCACUCCGAGGAAGACAAACGACCUUGGAUCCGCUUUUGGGAAACAAGGUGCAAAAUGAUCUCGAUCGUUUGUUGACACUUGCAAUGUACCGCGGCGGCGUGCCGUUCAACUGGCUACGGCUGAAGGAGACACAAAACUAUUGGGACUACAUUGUCAGACUCAUGCGGCCGUGCAUCGUACCAGCACCACGCCUGCUCUCGUACGAGGGAGUGAGGACGAGGAUGAUGGAUAUUAUAUACCACGAGGUUGCAGCACUCAUCGCCCCUCAGAAGGCAAAGUGGAAGGACACCGACUGCACCUUGAUGACUGACGGUGCCACGGACCACCGCAACAAGCCGAUAAUGAACUUCAUCGCAACACAGAAAUCAGGGUCAAUCCUUAUCCGCACCAUCGAUAUGUCGGCACGAGACAAGACAGGCGUGAGUUUGGCAGAGAUAUGGGAGGGGGUGAUACGAGAUGACAUAGGGGUGGAGAAUGUGAACGCCAUCUGCACAGACAACGCAGAGGUUAUGAAGGUUGCAGCGAGUAUUCUGCAUGACCACCCGGACCCUGCCAUCACACGUAUCCCUUGGAUCCCUUGCGUAGCGCAUUGCUUGAGCUUGCUGCUUAGAGACAUUGCGGCACAACCAUGGGUCGCUGAAGUGAUAAAGAAAGCGCAUAAGAUCAUCAAGUUUAUGCGGAACAAGUAAAAGGCGCUCCAUAUUCAUCGAUCCGCGAAAGGCGCCUUGGACCUG